Molecule: messenger RNA, 1554 nt
Organism: Hydra vulgaris (swiftwater hydra)
Lineage: Eukaryota; Metazoa; Cnidaria; Hydrozoa; Anthoathecata; Hydridae
Source: RefSeq, a predicted model, not a curated record
AUGUUCAUUAAAGAGGACAUAGAUAAAUCUAACGAAGUAUUCUUGGAAAUAGAGUCAUUUUCAGAACAGGUAACACUGUUAUUAACAAGAGCUAGUGAUAAAGUUGAAUUGUUCAAAAAGCAAAAUAAGCAAAUUCUGAAAGUGAAGUCUUCAAAUUGUCUCCUUCAAAGCAGCUGCGAAAUACUUUCUAGCCUUGGUUUAUCAACUGUGUUUCAAACACCAAAAAACGAAAAGGUUUGUUAUAACAGCAAACAACAAAGUUACUAUUACCUAAAGUACCUUGAGCAUUUUUACAACAACUUACCAGAGAACCAAAAUGCAGUUUCUUUUACGGAACUGAAUGUUGCUCAUGAUUCGUAUGGUACACGUGUGCAGACAAUAGACGAAGACUUGUCUGAAUUUUUGAAAACAAUGUCAAAACUCAAAAACACUCUAACUAUAAUAUUUUCUGAUCACGGUAAUACGUACACAAGAUUUGUUUCUAAUUAUAUUGAGGGGCGAUUCGAAAUGUUUCACCCGUCAAUGUUUAUUUUAAUCCCAAAAAAUGUUCAAAAUUAUAUUGGCCUUGAAGAGUUACGAAACUUGCGAGUAAAUCAAAAUAGAUUAUUUACAAUCGUCGAUGUACACAAAAUGUUGUUUUAUUUGGCUGAAAAAGAUGACAAUAAGAAUGCAGAUAAUACCUUUGAAAAAGGUCUUUUAGAACGAGUUUCUGAAAAUAGAAAUUGUGAUGACCUUUCUCUACGGAUGCCUAAUAUAUGCAUUUGUCAAAACAUCUAUUCCAAUGGCAAAAACGAUAGCAAUGCAUUGAUGUUUUUAGAAUUUGCUUUGGGAAAAUUGAACAAUAUAAUUACAAACUCAUCGCAAAACUGUAAACGUCUUACUCCACUUUGGUUUGAAAUUUUUAGUCAAAUUAGAAACGGCGAGUUCACUCUAACUAACUUUGAUAUUUAUACUUUGCCAGGUACAGGAUCAACUAAUGAUGCAGAAAAAUUCAAUAUUGUUGUAAAAUCAACUUUAAACGAACUUUCUGAAAACUUUGGUUUAGAAUUAGUAGCGUGGGAUCGAAUAUCAGAAUUUAAUGGCUACCGCAAAUGCAGCAAUGCAAAGUUUAGUUUUCGGCUGUGCGUAUGUGAUUUAAAAAAUUAUAGUUCAACAAACAGAUUUGACACAAAGAAACUUUACAACUCUAAACGAACAUCAGUAGCGUACACCCUUCUUACACCCUUUCUUCUUACAUUGUAAGCGAAGAAGUUAAUGUAUUAGAGCAAGAAAGUUUAUUUUUAAUUGUGCGAACAUUUGAAGGAUCAAUUGAAAAUGUAGGUCAAUUUUUAGUUGCUGUAACAUUUGAAGUAGAAUCAGUUUCAACUGAAUCAUACUUUAUUAAUAUAAACUUCAAGUCAGUAAUAAAUUUAAGUGUCAUGGCAUUGUGAGUAAAGCAUCAGUAACCUAUUUGUGUACCUAUUCCGUAAUAUGGGCUCAUUCAGAUGCGUGGUUUUAUUAUGAUGCACAUUACAAUCAUGUAUAAGAAAUUUAUUUAUAAUAAUUUAUAUAAUU